AUGGAUGACUGGUGCUACCCAGUGAUUUUCCCAGAUGCGCGGAAUUUCCGCCCCUUCACUUCUGACUCUCUGGCUGCAAUUGAGAAGAGGAUUGCCAUCCAAAAGGAGAAAAAGGAGCUCAAAGACCCGACAGCAGCAGAACCCCAGCCUCGACCUCAGCUUGACCUGAAGGCCUCCAGGAAGUUGCCCAAGCUCUAUGGUGACAUUCCCCAUGAGCUGAUAGCGAAGCCCCUGGAAGACUUGGACCCAUUCUACAGAAACCAUAAGACAUUUAUGGUGUUGAACAAAAAGAGAACAAUCUAUCGCUUCAGUGCCAAGCGCGCCUUAUUCAUUUUUGGGCCUUUCAAUUCAAUCCGAAGUUUAGCCAUUAGAAUCUCGGUGCAUUCAUUAUUCAGCAUGUUCAUCAUUUGCACUGUCAUCAUCAACUGCAUGUUCAUGGCUGCAGCUCGUGGUGGGAAGAACAAUAGUAGUAUAGAGACCGACCGUGCUGAGUAUGUCUUCACUAGUAUUUAUAUUUUUGAAGCUUUGAUAAAAAUAUUAGCAAGCGGUUUUAUUCUGGAUGAGUUUUCUUUUCUUCGAGAUCCAUGGAAUUGGCUGGACUCCAUUGUCAUUGCAACAGCGUUUGUAUCAUGUUCACCAAACAUCAGGCUCAGCGACAUCAGUCUGUCAUCCCUACGUACCUUCCGAGUGUUCAGAGCUUUGAAAGCAAUUUCAGUAGUUUCAGGUCUGAAGGUCAUCGUGGGGGCCUUGCUGCGCUCUGUGAAGAAGCUUGUUGACGUGAUGAUCCUGACUCUUUUUUGCCUAAGUAUCUUCGCCCUUGUUGGUCAGCAGCUCUUCAUGGGAAAUCUAAACCAGAUGUGUGUCAGGGAGGACUGUAAGAAUGCCACUAACUUGGACGACUAUUGUUAUGAAAAGAAAGAUUCCACUGAAUUCAAAAUAUGUAACUCCGGUAGAAGUGACUGUUCUGAAAAAUUUGAAUGCAUACACACUCAAAAGAAUCCUGACUAUGGCUAUACAAAUUUUGACAACUUUGGCUGGUCAUUUCUUGCCAUGUUCCGGCUUAUGACCCAAGAUUCCUGGGAGAAGCUUUAUAGACAGACCUUACGCACCUCGGGGCUCUUCGCAGUCUUCUUCUUCGUGGUGGUCAUCUUCCUGGGCUCUUUCUACCUAAUUAAUUUAACCCUGGCUGUUGUCACCAUGGCUUACGAAGAACAGAAUAAGAACGUAGCUGCUGAGACGGAGGCCAAGGAGAAGAUGUUUCAGGAAGCCCAGCAGCUGUUAAAGGAAGAGAAAGAGGCUCUGGUUGCCAUGGGAAUUGACAGAAGUUCACUUAAUUCCCUUGAAGCAUCAUCUUUUUCCCCAAAGAAGAGAAAGCUAUUUGGUAACAGGAAAAGGAAGUCCUUUUUUUUCAGAGAAUCUGAGAAAGAACAGGUUCCAGGAUCAGAGUCUGAUGAGGAUUCCCCAAAAAAGCCUUACCUCCUAGAGCAAACCAAACGACUGUCUCAGAACCUGUCAGUGGACUUCUGCGAAGAGCACAGAGACCCUCUCCAAAGGCAGAGGGCGCUGAGUGCUGUCAGCAUCCUCACCAUCACCAUGCAGGAACAAGAAAAAUCCCAGGAGGCUUGCUUCCCGUGUGGGGAAAACCUGGCAUCCAGAUACCUCGUGUGGGACUGUAGCCCCCGGUGGAUAUGCUUUAAGAAGGCCCUGAGAACUGUGAUGACCGACCCCUUUACUGAGCUGGCCAUCACCAUCUGCAUCAUAAUCAAUACUAUCUUCUUGGCCAUGGAGCAUCACAAAAUGGACCAGAGUUUUGAGCGUAUUUUGUAUACAGGAAAUUUGGUGUUCACUGGCAUUUUUACGGCAGAAAUGUGCCUAAAAAUCAUCGCGCUUGACCCCUACCACUACUUUCGCCGAGGCUGGAACGUCUUUGACAGCAUUGUCGCUCUUCUCAGUGUUACAGAUGUGAUGAUGAAUAAAAUAAAUGUGCCGCUGUUCCAUUCCCUACGAGUGCUAAGAGUCUUCAAGUUAGCCAAAUCGUGGCCAACUUUAAACACACUGAUUAAGAUCAUCGGCCACUCCGUUGGAGCCCUGGGAAACCUGACCGUGGUCCUGGCCAUUGUGGUCUUUAUUUUCUCAGUAGUCGGCAUGCAGAUGUUCGGCUCUAAAUUCAAUUCCGAAAAGUGUCCACGGCGCUGGCACAUGGGGGACUUUUAUCACUCUUUUCUGGUGGUGUUCCGCAUCCUCUGUGGGGAAUGGAUCGAAAACAUGUGGGAGUGUAUGCAAAACGUCGGUAACGCACAGCUGUGCAUUGUUGUCUUUCUGUUGAUCAUGGUGAUAGGAAAGCUCGUGGUACUCAACCUCUUCAUUGCCUUGCUGCUCAAUUCCUUUAGCAAUGAGGAGAGAGAUGGGAACUCAGAAGGAGAGGCCAAGAAAACCAAAGUCCAGUUAGCCUUGGAUCGGUUCCACCGGGCUUUUUGUUUUGUGCUACAUACUCUUGAGCAUUUCUGUUGCAAGCGGUACAGGAGGCAAAACUUACCAAAGCAGAAAGAGGUGGCAGGAGGCUCUUCUGCAGAGAGCAAAGAUGUCAUUCCCCUGGUCACAGAAGUGAAAAAAGGCCCAGAGACCUGGGAGGAGUUCAGUGUCCUAACUUCUGCACCAAAGACCUUGGUUGUCGGGCAUGAUUGGACUUGGUUGGCCCCACUCGCCGAGGAAGAAGAUGACAUUGAAUCUCCUGAGGAAGAUAACGCACAGCCUGUCACACAACCUGAGGCUGGAAAACAGGCCCAUGAGCUCCAUCAGGAAGCCAAGUCCAGCAGCCCAAGAGUUCAGAAUGUGGAAAUUGAUGUGUUCUCAGAAGACGAUGCUUAUCUGUCAGUACAGAAUCCCCGAAAGAAGUCUGAUGCUAUCAGUGUAUUCUCAGAAUGUAGCACCAUCGAUCUGCAAGAUCCCUUUAGGCGGGUACCUGAAAUGGUUCCCCAGAAGGAGCCAGAGAGAUGUUUGCCCAAAGGCCUGGGUUGCUGCUUCCCAUGCUGUACUGUGAACAAGAGAAAGUCCCCCUGGAUCAUUUGGUGGAAACUGCGGAAAACCUGCUACCAAAUAGUGAAACACAGCUGGUUUGAGAGCUUUAUUAUCUUUGUGAUUCUGCUGAGCAGUGGGGCACUGGUGUUCGAAGAUGUUAACCUUCACAAACAACCCAAUAUCCAAGCAUUACUUAAUUGUACUGACAAUAUUUUCACAUUCAUUUUUAUCAUGGAGAUGGGUCUGAAAUGGGUGGCCUUUGGAUUUUGGAAGUAUUUCACCAGCGCCUGGUGCUGGCUCGAUUUCAUCAUCGUGAUUGUGUCUGUGCUCAAUCUCACCAACUUAAAGGUCUUGAAGUCCCUCCGGACUCUACGGGCACUGAGGCCCCUGCGGGCACUGUCCCAGUUUGAAGGAAUGAAGGUGGUAGUUAAUGCUCUCAUUGGUGCCAUACCUGCCAUUCUGAAUGUUUUGCUCGUCUGCCUCAUUUUCUGGCUCAUAUUUUGUAUCCUGGGAGUAAACUUGUUUUCUGGAAAGUUUGGAAGGUGCACUAAUGUAACAGAUAACUCGAGCUUGGUCAUAGAUCCCAAACUUGUUGCAAACCUAAGUCAGUGCGAAAGUAGAAAUUUCACCUGGGUCAACCUGAAUGUCAACUUUGACAACGUGGGAAUGGCUUACCUCGCCCUGCUGCAGGUGGCGACGUUUAAGGGCUGGAUGGAGAUUAUGUAUGCAGCUGUUGAUUCCAACGAGAAGGAAGACCAGCCAGUUUUUGAGAGGAACAAAUACAUGUACCUUUACUUCGUAGUUUUUAUUAUCUUUGGCUCAUUCUUCACUCUGAAUCUCUUUAUUGGUGUUAUUAUCGAUAACUUCAACCAACAGCAGAAAAAGAUAAGUGGCCAAGACAUUUUUUUGACAGAAGAACAGAAUAAAUACUAUAAUGCAAUGAAAAAAUUAGGAUCCAAAAAACCUCAGAAGCCCAUUCCAAGACCUCUGAACAAAUGCCAGGGUCUUGUGUUUGACCUGGUCACCAACCAGAUCUUUGACGUCAUCAUCAUCAUCCUCAUUAUCCUCAACAUGGUUAGCAUGAUGGCCGAAUCAGAUAAUCAAUCUAAAACCAUGAGUCUCAUCCUUGACUAUCUCAACCUGGCCUUUGUGGUCAUCUUUACAAUUGAGUGUCUCAUCAAAAUCUUUGCUUUGAGGCAAUACUACUUCACCAAUGGCUGGAAUUUAUUUGAUUGUGUGAUCGUGGUCCUUUCUAUUGUUAGUAUGAUGAUUUCUGCCUUGGAAGAGCAGAAGCACAUUCCUUUCCCCCCGACACUCUUCAGAAUUGUCCGCUUGGCUCGGAUUGGCAGAAUCUUGAGGCUCGUUCGGGCAGCUCGAGGAAUCAGGACUCUCCUUUUUGCUCUGAUGAUGUCUCUUCCCUCUCUAUUCAACAUCGGUCUUCUGCUCUUUCUGAUUAUGUUUAUCUAUGCCAUUUUCGGUAUGAGCUGGUUUUGCAAAGUGAAGCCAGACUCUGGGAUUGAUGACAUAUUCAACUUCCAAACUUUUGCAGGCAGCUUGCUCUGUCUCUUCCAGAUAACCACGUCAGCGGGCUGGGAUACCCUCCUCAGCCCCAUGUUACAGUCAGAUGAUUCCUGCAACUCCACGUCUGAGAAUUGUUACCUCUCUACCACAGCCAUAAGCUAUUUUGUCAGUUACAUCAUCAUCUCUUUUCUCAUUGUUGUCAACAUGUAUAUUGCUGUGAUUUUAGAAAACUUCAAUACAGCCACUGAAGAAAGUGAAGACCCUUUGGGUGAAGAUGACUUUGAAAUAUUCUAUGAAGUCUGGGAAAAAUUUGACCCAGAAGCGACACAGUUUAUCAAAUAUUCUGCCCUUUCUGAUUUUGCUGAUGCCCUUCCUGAGCCCUUGCGUGUGGCAAAGCCAAAUAAAUUUCAAUUUCUAGUAAUGGACUUGCCCAUGGUGACUGGAGAUCGCCUCCACUGCCUGGAUAUCCUUUUCGCUUUCACCACUAGGGUACUCGGUGACUCCAAUGGCUUGGAUAGCAUGAAAGCAAUGAUGGAGGAGAAGUUCAUGGAAGCCAACCCUUUCAAGAAGUUAUAUGAACCCAUUGUCACCACCACCAAGAGAAAGGAAGAGGAGAGAUGCGCCGCCGUUAUUCAGAAGGCCUUUCGAAAGUACAUGAUGAAGGUGACUAUGAGCACCUUGGAAGACAGGCCUCGUUCACCACUCCAGACACCCUGCAAUGGGAGCUUGUCCAGCUCCGGGGUGGCCGAGGGCAAGGUCCACUGUGACUGA
Molecule: messenger RNA, 5310 nt
Organism: Pteropus alecto (black flying fox)
Lineage: Eukaryota; Metazoa; Chordata; Mammalia; Chiroptera; Pteropodidae
Gene: SCN11A
Product: sodium voltage-gated channel alpha subunit 11
Exons: 26
Coding region: 1-5310 (1769 amino acids)
Biological process (GO): neuronal action potential; sodium ion transmembrane transport; membrane depolarization during action potential
Cellular component (GO): plasma membrane; voltage-gated sodium channel complex; axon
Molecular function (GO): voltage-gated sodium channel activity
Source: RefSeq, a predicted model, not a curated record